Messenger RNA from Schistosoma mattheei, 4159 nucleotides. NCBI's taxonomy places the organism in Eukaryota, Metazoa, Platyhelminthes, Trematoda, Strigeidida, Schistosomatidae. The record is from the annotation of a GenBank genome assembly.
AUGUAUUUUAAACACAAAUCAAUAUUCUCAAUAACUUCUUGAUUGAUUGGUUAAAAUCAUGAUUAUGUUUUACUGAAGAAAAGCGUCAUGUGGAUUGAGUUAUUAAAUAGUUUGCACACUUGAGGUUAUACUGUGAUAUUCUCGAUUUUAAAUGAAGCAAUUCACAUUAACAUUUGAUUAAAGAUUGAUUGUAUGAAAGUGAGUUGACUGCUACUAAUUAAAUUAUUCCAUUUGUUUACUCAUUUUAAAUGUUAUAAUUUCAGCUGGUGAAUAGACAGAUAAUUGAUAUGAUAGGGUUUAGUGUAUUAAAUAUUCAUGGUAAAACUUAAUUACAAGUAUAUGCAUAGAGACAAUGCCUACUAGUCGGAUACUGCGAUAAUUCGCUUGGAUUAGAUGAUUCAAUUGAUAAAUGUACAAGUUAAUGAUAGUUUGAAAUGUGAGUGAUUAGAACAGAGUAAGUAAGGGUGAAAUGUUAUAUGCUGCAUUAAUUACGAUGAAUUAUUAAUAUGAGAAUAGAGAUGAUAUGGAGAAAAGACAGUUGCUUAAUGAUUACUGAUGAUAUUUGUCUGAUAUUGCAGUCGUGUUAUUUGGAAUAGCUUGAUUUAAUCCUGCUUUCUAUCUAAAAUGUGUGUUUGAAGGUGGUGGAAAUUGUAUCAGUACUGGAACCAUGAUAUCCUCAUCAUACACUAUCCUUAUUCUCGAAAAUGGUAAGUUGUUGUUAUCUGUGUAGUUCCUACUCAGUGAAAAUGGCACAUGAUAAACAUCAGGGUGACUAUUUGUGAUGUGCUUGCAAACUUUACACACGUAUGACUUUCAGUAAUCAGUUUUUGCAUAACCAAUAAUGAUAAGUAAUCUUGAGUCAGUUGUACAUGCUCAUGUGACAUACAUUUGGAAGGGGCGAUUUUGGUUAUUUUGUUUUCUAGGGGAUGGUGUUGGUUAUGACAUGCCUAGUCCUUCUCCUUUAUUCGAGCUUGGAACCGGCGGUAACCGUCGAAGUGCUACCGAUUCGUUUUUGAUCAGUAUUAGUUGAUAUCAAUCAAAUUAUAUUGACUGAUGAUCCAUAAUUACAUAGAAUUGAAUUGAUGGUGGCCAAAGUUUACACUUUGAUUUCACAUUUAAAGAGCGCUUUCCAAAAUCUUGUCAAUUCGGGUCGGAUUUUCGAUAGUAAAUAAACCUUUUCAUUUUUAGUUGUUCAGGAGUUGGCUUCAGUACAUCUGCUUAACAUGUUGAUCUGUUGAAUCUACAAUGAAAUCAAGUGUUAUGACAUACGGAUAUCAAUCGGUCCGUUCGCACAAGUUUUGGAAAUGUUCUCAGUAAAUAGACCUAAAUGAAUUGUCCAUAAAAAAAUAAUGAGCAUUUGCUUUACAAUCACUGGUAUCCAUAAUCUCUGUUUAUCGAUGGAAUGAGGGCAACUACACAUUUUUACACUGGCAUAUGUAUAAACAAUUUAGUAGCCUACUUUUAGACUACUUAAUUUAAAUUAGUAACAGAAUUUAAUAGGGAUAUUUUACAAAUGGUUAAAUCUUUAUCUGCGAUCAUGGGCUUUUGAUAUUGAAUCAGUGGCAACAUUAAAAUAAUGUGCUUGUGAACUUCAUUGAAAAUAUAUGUUAUUACUCGUAAAAUACAAACUGUAUUCUGUGAAGAACCGUAAAGAGAAAGAAAACGUUGAGUGUAAUUGUGUGUAACGUUAUCACGGUUUAUAGUUAGUGAUUUCAUAGUUAUUAGUAUUGGAGGCUGUGGAUUGCAGAUGCUAUGACUACAGUUUCACGUUACAAAUCGGCUGUAAUUAAAUAAUCACUGAAACCAAGCAAACAUAAAACAUUCACUUAGUCCUAUUAUAAUACUUAUCAUCAGUGAACAUCCAUGAUUCAACCAAGAAUCAAACUGUUGGCCCCCCGGGUCUCACAGAGAUCUCCCAACGUUUAGACCAGUGAUUUGGGAUCUAUCUUUAUUUUAUUUGAGAAUGAUCAUCAUUCAUUGAUGUUUAUGAAAUUCACCUCACGCCUCUCAUAGAACAACUUUAAUGAUUACAGCUUCUCCCUAACAAUUGUACUUAGCUGCGAGUUACAUGUAUCGAUUUUUAUGUAGGGGUUUGUGUAAGUUGUUGAAUUUAUGAGCUUUAUUCACAUAUUAUUUAUACUUAGAUAACCGUAGUAAAUCAGGUUGAACAAUGGAUAUUUAUUUUAAAGGUUUCAUAAUAAUGAAAUUAUAAACAUCAAUGAUUACUAUUAUAGCUAAAGAAACAUGUUUAAACUUGAUUACACUCUAAUUUGUAUAUUUUCAGAAAAUAAAAUGUACUUAGUAGCACCGUUGUCAUGUUAUUUAAUAUUUCAAUAGCAAGUGUAAGAGUUUUCAAAAAUAUUUAUGACAACAACAUUUAAUUGUUUUAGAAUACAGUGACUAGAUUUGUCUAAACUUUCACGAGUGUCUCAUUCAUAACACAGGAUCUAAUAAAAAUGAUGCUCAGUUAUAAAAAUUACUACAUUCCAUCUGAUCUAUACGUUUAUAUAUAUUCUAGGAUUGUAACUAUUUUUAUGCACGGAUAUUACACUUCACUUCGCUAUUAGCAUAGUAAAUGCCCCCCUGUAGGAUUCACAUGCUUUACGGUUGGUUGAUUACUGAAGAUUGACCAAUAUCGUGUCCUCGAUGUCAUGUUUUUGAGGUUAGUGUCCAUAACGCAACCUGAUCGAUAGAAUUCAACUAGAAUUAGCUGGGUUUUCGUAUAUAUAUAUUGCUCAUAACUCAGUGAUCAAUCAAUUCUAGAUAUUUUAAGCGAAAAAAAAUGUUUUCAGGAAACCAUAAAUGCCCACCAUAUUGUUCUUUGUGGCAAAACAUUGAUGACAUCAUGACUAUUUGGAGCGAUUACUUUAUACGACAGAAAGAAAGGUAACACAGUAAUAAUAGAUGAGUAAGAAGCAUAGCCUAAUCAUAACGCGCUUAUUUUGGAGACGAAAGAUAUGAAAUGGUAGUGUGUCAUGAUGCAAUAUUAUGUUUGGAACUGUAAGAAGUCCAGCCUACAAAGUGUUAAGAUAUUUUGAUAGUCAAGGAUACACUUCACUGUGGUUAUCUUCCUGAUUGAAUGAAGAGCAUUUAAGUUUUGUAUAAGAACUUAUAACAUAGAGGUGAGUUAAGUUCCAUUGAUAUCAUUAAUUCUAAUUAUUUCAGUUCAAAUAUUCAAAGAUAAAAAUGUUUUUGAAUUAGUGAUAACGAUUCUUAUUUCAGUAAUCGAUCGAUGUAUGGUCAUAUAGACUCCAAUCGUACUUGAAAUACAUUAGAAAGUUAUGCAUGCAUUCGAUAAUUGUGUUUGUAGCCUCGUAAUAUGCUCAGAAAUAUGAUUUUUAUUUUCUUAAUUUUAGAUUUUAACUCAACUUGUGAAAAGUAUUAUUGAAGUUGAAUGUUAAUUUGUUGGAGAAAAGUUAAACCAGUUUGGUUUUCUAAAAUUGCGUUAAUUAUUGCUAUUUUGGGAUUUCCUCCAGUAUAUAUAGCAUCUGUAUAUUAUGAGCAUGUAAAUGGUUUAUUCCCAUUAAUUAGUGCAUUUGGAGUUUUCCCACCAGAAAAACAUUGGUUUCAAGUGCUGAUGAUUAGCUAUGCUCUAUUCAAUAUGGCGGGAAACUGUUUUUGGUUCAUGAUAGCUAGAAGUAAAAUUAUAAUUAUGACCAAAUCUCUUAUUCCUCAUCUAAUCAACUCAUCUAUCAGACUAUUAAUGAUCAUUUCUGGAUUGUGUUUAAUCGGUCUAUCGAUUUUCGAUAUGGAAAACUAUGGAGGAAUACAUUUUCUGAUGACAGUUGGGAACUUUUUAUGUCAUGGUAUGUCAAUUUUGUUGGGAUGUUACCUAAUGGCUAAAUAUUUUGAGAAACCUCUCUGGUUUUGCUAUUUUCGACUUACACUUAUUGUGAAAAUGCUGAUCAGUACAAUAUCAUAUGUUUAUUUCAACGUAAUUGGGCUUCCCUUAUUGAGUACAUUGAAUGUUUAUCGAAUGAAACCAACUGAUGGUGGCUACUGGGAAUUCCUUUAUUGUGCAAUCGCUGAGUGGGUACUGGUUCUUGCGUGUCUUCUAUUCACUCUAGUUAAUGCUCUGGAAACACAAACAUAUGAAGUCGUUUUAGUACGAAGUAAAAUCAGAAAUAUUACCACAAUACAACUUAUGAAACAAGUUUAA